UUAUCUUCUCUUUUGAACAGAGAAGCUUGAACAGCUAUGUCAGCCUUAAGCUGCCAAUUUCAUUCCAUCAACUACUUGAAUUCUCAGAAUGUCAAAAGCAGAGGCAAGCAUUUCAUUUCUUGCUCAGCACAACCUAUGCAGAGCAAUAUAAAGGUUGUGAUAAAUGGAGCAGCCAAGGAGAUAGGAAGAGCAGCAGUAGAAGCUGUGACUAAGGCCAGAGGAAUGGAAGUAGCUGGAGCAGUGGAUACUUAUCAUGUUGGGGAAGAUAUUGGAAAGGUUUGUGGUAUGGAAGAGCCACUUGAAAUACCCAUAUUAAAUGACCUUAUUAUGGUUUUGGGUUCUAUAUCUCAGUCCAAGGAAACAACAGUUGUGGUUGAUUUCACUGACCCUUCUUCAGUAUAUGACAAUGUCAAACAGGCAACAGCAUUUGGCAUGAAAAGUGUGGUGUAUGUGCCGCGAAUCAAAUUAGAUACGGUAGCUGCAUUGUCUGCAUUCUGCGAGAAGGCCAGCACGGGUGUGUUGGUUGCACCAACCCUUUCCAUAGGAUCAAUAUUAUUACAACAAGCUGCAAUUUCAGCUUCUUUCCAUUACAGCAACGUCGAAAUUGUGGAAUCCAAGGCUAAUGCAAGUGAUCUUCCAUCAGCAGAUGCAAACCAAAUUGCCAAAAAUCUAUCAGAUCUAGGCCAAAUCUAUAACAGAGAAGAUCCUUCAACAGAUGUUUUGGCAAGGGGUCAAGUCCUGGGAGAUGGAAUUCGUGUGCAUAGCAUGGUCCUUCCAGGCCUUCCUUCCAGCACAACAGUUCACUUUUCUGGUCCAGGAGAGAUCUACUCCAUCAAGCAUGAUAUCACAGAUGUGAAAUGUCUCAUGCCAGGGUUGUUAUUAGCCAUUAGAAAAGUAGUACGUCUCAAGAAUUUGGUAUAUGGCUUGGAGAAGUUUUUGUGAACAUCCUCUAGGCCCAAGGGAUGGCCACACGAGCCUGCAGCCAACAAACAUCAUAGAGAAGGACUGAAAAGAAGUGAAACAGAACCUACCAAAUUGCUUUCUAGCGGCUCAAUUAUUCAUUCAUAUUAUUUAACAUCUGAACUAUGAUUGGAUGUUUUUUUUAUAGAUUGUAUUGUAUAUCCAAAUAGAAUACAGAUCUCAUGAAGGCCCUUUUGUUUAAAUUCAGUGACAAAAUUAAAGAGAAAAAAGGGGGAGAAAGUGUGGUGGAAGAGAAAGAAUUCAAGGCAAAAUUGAAAAUUGGACUGGAUACAGUAUGAGAUGUAAGAGCUGGCAAAAAAAAGUAGACUAAUUUUGUUGUACUAUGGAAACUUUUCCAAGAAAGAUGAGUUGUGCAGUAUUUUCCAAAAGAGAAUGUUGAGAUUUAAUGAUUUAUUGUGAUCCAAGACUAAUUUUGUACUCCCUCCGUUCCUAAUUAUAAGACCUAGUUUCAAAAUUUUCAUGUUCCUAAAUAUAAGACCUCUUAC
Lotus japonicus is the source of this 1466-nucleotide messenger RNA. Its product is annotated as dihydrodipicolinate reductase-like protein CRR1, chloroplastic. The coding region runs from base 37 to 942 and encodes 301 amino acids. Gene Ontology annotation, molecular function: 4-hydroxy-tetrahydrodipicolinate reductase activity. Gene Ontology annotation, cellular component: chloroplast stroma. The transcript is spliced from 10 exons. The record is from RefSeq and is a predicted model, not a curated record. NCBI's taxonomy places the organism in Eukaryota, Viridiplantae, Streptophyta, Magnoliopsida, Fabales, Fabaceae.